This is a messenger RNA of Anopheles merus, 1076 nucleotides long. Its product is annotated as vesicle transport protein SFT2C. The transcript is spliced from 3 exons. The record is from RefSeq and is a predicted model, not a curated record. Gene Ontology annotation, cellular component: membrane. Gene Ontology annotation, biological process: vesicle-mediated transport. NCBI's taxonomy places the organism in Eukaryota, Metazoa, Arthropoda, Insecta, Diptera, Culicidae. Bases 149 to 766 code for a protein of 205 amino acids.
AUUGUUGUUGUUGUUGACGUCAAAACAUACGUGUCGCCGUGAGAAUCUGCUCGCGCGAGCAGCCUCCGUGUUUUUAGAAACUACAGCAGAAAAAGAGGUCUGCCCUUGUUUCUUCCCAAAAAGCAAACAAACGACCCACACCACCAGCAUGGCGGAUCUCAAGCGCGAUCUCGACGAGUACCUGCUGCUGCAGGAAAAUCAGAAGAAAAACUUCAAGCUCGAGAUGCCCAAAAUGCCCUCCCUUCCAAAGCCCGACCUGAUGGGCAAGCUGUUCGGCCGCAACCAGGAACCGGAGGCAAACAGUUGGCUCAAGGAUACGCAAGACACUUGUUGCCCCAAGCUGUCCCGAAUCCAGCGGAUAGUCGGCUUCGUGACAUGCAUGGGACUCGGGAUAUUCUGCAUGAUCGUGUCCACGUUCUACAUACCCGUGCUGAUACUGAAGGCGAGAAAGUUUGCCCUCCUGUACACGCUGGGCAGUGUGUUUUUCAUCAUGAGCUUUUCCUUCCUGAGCGGCUUCGGUGCCAUGUUCCGGCAGAUGUUCUCCCGGGAGCGGGUCGCCAUGUCGAUCAGCUACACGUGCUGCCUCACGGCCACGCUGUACUUCGCGAUGGUUGCGCAAAGCACCGGGCUGACGGUGCUGUUCGCCGUGGCACAGAUCAUCACGCUGCUGUGGAUGAUUCUGGCCGCCAUCCCCGGCGGCAUGAGCGGGGUCAAGUUUUUCGGCAGCAUGUUCCGAAGUUCCGUGUCCAGCACGCUGCCCGUUUGAGGAGUAACGUAGCGCAAGUGAGAAGAGGACGCAUUAUACUGCAUGGAGAAAGCAAUCGCGAUGCGCAACUGUCUGUGUGUGAUAUCAUGUUUAGCUGUAGCUGUACGUAAGCCAGAGAUUACAAUUACGAUGUGUUUAGGUUAAAUGUACCCCCACUACUUUCUUGGACAGGUCCUGCUGAGCCGGGCGCAGGGAAGGCGUUUCCCGCAUGCCUUUCUGUGGCCGGUCAGAUAACGAUACUAAAGUAUUUUUCAAAUAAAACCGUACAACGUAUAUAAACGUAACAAAAUAAAAGAACAACAAAAUGCUU